This is a messenger RNA of Cataglyphis hispanica, 3712 nucleotides long. Its product is annotated as arginine/serine-rich protein PNISR-like. The record is from RefSeq and is a predicted model, not a curated record. Bases 2795 to 3598 code for a protein of 267 amino acids. The transcript is spliced from 10 exons. Lineage: Eukaryota; Metazoa; Arthropoda; Insecta; Hymenoptera; Formicidae.
CGAAGAGACUGUAACUUCGCAAGAGAUGUAACGCAGAGAAUGCACCAGAGACUGCGUUUCCGGUGCACAUCGUCCUCGCAUGAGAGUGUGAACUCAUUGCUCGAGAAAUAUUCUCUUCAAUAUUCACAAUGAAGAUCACUUAUUGCAUCGUAUCAAAAAAUAUGAAAAUUUAUCAGGAGUUGAAUAUUCAUCGAUUGAUAUUACAAAUUCUAUCUCGCAAAGAUUUAGAUGAAUUUCUUCGAGAAAACUCUGAACUUUUAAAGAAUACCAUAGAUUCGUCGCUGCGGCGAUCAGCUAACAACUCGGCCCGACUACUUUGACGCGCCGCAUCAUGUAUCACAUGUUGCAGCAUCGCGAAAACAUAUGUGCGAACAACAGUGGAUUCGUUGGGGACGACGAAUAUCCCGCCUCCAGGUACAUGCGCACUUACUGCGCCGUAAGUUGAUUCGCUGCCGCGUCAUUAGCGGCAACCAGCCAGACGCAGCUCUCGAUAGUCAAGGAAGAACGCGGGCGCAAACCGUCUGACCAAUCGCGAUGUGUCAUCUCUACGAUCCUAAAAUGAUUGUAGGUAUCGCGAGGUCGAUCUACAAACCGCAGCAUAUAUAUGUAAUAGGUCGCAUAAAUAUUCCUGACAAUGUGCGAAAAGACGCAUUAAAUGGAGUCGAUGACAAGUUUUAUAAUGCUUUCUCGUUGCCCGUCUUGAUCAAUGUAACCGGAGAGAUUCUGAUCUUCCAAUCAUUACGCUAGUAUUAUCUGCGAUUCGUGUGGUUCAUCGCUCGAUGGUCGCGGCCUCGCAAUGACUGAUCGCCAACACUUAUCGUGACAUGAAUUUCUCUUCCUGAUCUUUCUCCCUGCCAUGAAGAGCUAUCUCGAGACCACGCAUUGAGAAGAAAGAAAAGUCACGAGGUCGAACCAGCGGCAUAAGUUUGAUCGAAUCAGUAUGGAAAUUUAGAAACUUUUGCGAGCGAGCAAAUUAAUGCGAUUCUUCGGCCGCUCUAUUUUCAGAAAUUACGAUCUUCUUUCUCCAUCCUUCUGGGAGACUUCGGGUGGCGAUGCAGGUGCGAGUCUUGCACAUGCGAGGAGAACGCGUUUAUACGUAUAUAUAUGUCUCGCAGUCUCGUAGUCUCGCAUAGACCAUCACAUAGGCAUGCCACGUAUAGAUACAGAGAAAGAAAGAAAGAGAGACAAGGAGCGGUAAGCUUUGACCACGUGGUUGUGAUCCCACGACGUCGCAAUUACAGGUGCUUUUUGAAACAAUACAAUAUAUCCUUUCUUCGUGAGUUCAGCAUGUGCGAAAAAUUAAAUGCGUCCGGGUCAUUCUCUCUCUUCGUCUAUAAAUAAUUUGUUACCUAAUCUUUCUAUUCUUUAGAUAUAAUUUUUUUUAAAUACAAAUUUUGUUUUAUAGAAAUUUUCAAUUUUUCUGUCAUUUUUUUCAGAGAUCUAAUCAAGUCUCUCUAGAAGGAUUUGAGAAAAUAUAUGUACUCAUCUUUUUAUAAAAUUCAACCCUUGCGAAGGGAGAUAUUGAUCGAAACUUACACAUUAUAUGAGCUUGCUUCUUGUCACCCGCCUGUUCAGAUCUGCUCGUUAUCAUUAUGUGGCUGGAUUUAUGCUGAUAACAUGGGCCGCGCACAGUUCUGGGAUCGGACCUGGUCGUGCGAACCCGAACACCUGUCGACGACCAUCAGGUAACGUGACAUCACGUCACGUGAUGAGCCGGCGAGCUGGCAAACGCAGCCCCGGACCCACCCCUGACGACCCCGUGACGCGUCCUGACGGUAAUCGGUCUAAUCGACGUCCCGGAGACUUGUUCAUAGGAAUUAGACAUGAAGGAUGAGAUAGAGCUUAACAUCGAAUAGACUUCAAUGCCUGCGUUCAACGUGUCGCAAACACUUUACUUAUAAUCGAAGAAAGAAAUGCGAUUAUGAAACGGGAUGGAAUGCGAUUCGAUUGGUCUGGUAAGAAUUUAGAGAUGAAAGCAUCCGUAAAAUGAGUCAAGCAUGGAUCAGCAGAUACGAACGAGUACUAAUGGAUGAGACAGAAAUCGCCACUCGCAAGCGAGCGACGUACUCCAAGCAAUAGCCACGUCAGAUAGAGAAAGGAGGGAAGAGAGUUAAUCAUUUAGACUAUUUGCCCCGUUGGAACCAGACCAUCUACAGCCCUUCAGUUCCCAGGCCGUUGGCAAAUUGCGGCUUACCGCGCCGGCACCGGUUUUUAUCCUCGCGCGCACCUCAUCCAGAUGAUCAAUGAUGAAAAAUACUAAAAGAAUGGAAGAAAAAGUCAAUGCCAUAGUUGAUGAAAUUCUUGAUGAGGAUCAAGGAAACGAUUUCAAUGUGAUGCGAUCUGAAAGUUGUCCAAGAGAUUGUGAGGAACCAGAUGAUACGCCUAAAGAAGCACUCCACCAAUGUAAGUGCGGUGUAGAAAAUUCGACGAGAUUCUCACUGCGCGUUUUAGAGGCGAUGCGCUCGUUACAGCGUGACUUAAACCAGCCGUCCACUUCCAGCGCCGAUGACAUCGUCGAUUAUAUCCGAGCGAAUUUUCGUCACAAUGGCGAUCUUUAUGCUCAGGUGCGGACUGCGCUGAGGCAGGUCUGUUCUCAAGGGUUAGUUUUCGGCGAGAAUUAACUCCGUCAAAGACAGCCGAAGGUCAGAAAGGCGGAGAGGAUGCGUCUCUCGCGUGCUGAGGACGCGAUCGCGUUUCAAGAUUCGUCAUAGAAUUAUUGAAAGAUGAAUACCACUUGAUUGGUCCUGCGGUGAAAUCAAAUGGCUGUUCCUUGAAUUGCAAAAAUCGUAUAUCAAUGGCAAUAGACGACACAUCAAGAAGACAAAAAAGUCUCAAUAAUCGCAGAAACGGUGUAUGUCGUUGCGAGCGAUUUCAUAGAAGAAACGGACCUCCGCAAGACGCAAGAUCGUUUCACGAGGAAUCUCUCGGAAGAACAUUUACCGUCGAUGAGAAUUCGAUAGCAGAACCGAGGUUUUAUUCAACCAGAAUAUCAGCCGAGGAAAGAAAUAAUGCGGAUCGAGAUACAGAAUUUGAUGCUGAUGAAUUAUUACCCUCUUGUGAUUGCAAUGAUUCGAAUAUCCGAGACGAUCGUCGACAACGUGAUAUUACCGGAAUACGCAAGAUAAAACAACGUGAUGAACAUGCAGAACCGAUUCCUGGACCUUCGAGAGAUUUUGUGAGAACUUUUUCACCGAUUCCAGACAGAAAGCCGAAAAAAGCGCGAUUAGAAGAUCGAAUAGUACAACGGGCGGAUGAAAAUGACGAAGAAACUACUACAGAGGAAGAUAUGGAUUGCACUUGCGAUACAAACGAAAUGACUCGGGUUAUCCGAGAUGAGCAUUCGAGGAGACGACCUUUGGAUCGUACUCGCGUAGUCAUCAGGAACGGACAGCGGAAUGGACAGCGUCGCAAAAGAGAUGAAGAAAAAGAAAACGAAGAGGAUGAAAAAGUGGAAGAGGAAGAUGAAGAUACAGAAGAUAGUGCGUACAGGGAAUUGAGGCCGCGAAUUUCUCGGAGGAAGAAUGCGGCACGUGAACGAGAAUUGAAAAGAUGGAUCCGACGCUGUCGUCAAGAAUGCGAACGACGAAAAGCGCGAUAAUCGCAAAUCAAAGUUGAGUACCAAUUAAAUGUAUUUCUACAAGCUUAAAAAAUUUAUCUAAACAUUAUAUUCUUGAUAUAUUCGUAUGAAAAUUAUUUCGCAUAAAUUUUUGAA